Medioppia subpectinata is the source of this 1099-nucleotide messenger RNA. NCBI's taxonomy places the organism in Eukaryota, Metazoa, Arthropoda, Arachnida, Sarcoptiformes, Oppiidae. The record is from the annotation of a GenBank genome assembly.
AUGCAUCUCUUUAUUGUGAUGGAGUACUGCUCGCAAACACUCGGGUCUGUACUCAAUGAUAAACAACAAGUAUUUGGCAGACAAUCGACUCAAGCCAUGAAUAUCUACGAGUAUUUCACUUCUUGCGAAAUACUUCGGGAACUCUUAGAAUGUGUGGCCAAACCCGUGACCACUAUAGGGAGUGUCAGAGAAUUGAGUGCUAUGUUUGAGAAUAUAACAGUUAGGGAAGACAAACGCAAUGGCCUUCAAAAUGGAAAGACCGCUGAAAAAAAUUAUAGCAAUGGCAUGGAUUUGCCCAAUAAUUUCGGUAAUAAUAACACUAAUAGCAACACUACUAACACUAAAUCAACCGAUAAGACGAGCAGUUCAGCCCUUCUGGAACUCUUAGACUUGGGUUCGCCCGCAAAAAGUGUUGAAACAAUUAAAUCAACCCCAAUAUCGCAAUCCACAGCUAAUAACGUUUUAGACCUAUUAGAAGAACUCGACUUGAAUCCAAGCCAACCGUUUGAUCACAACCCGAUCGGCAUUCCUCCGCUCGUCAAUAAUAAUAUAGCAAACGAUACGCAACUCAAUAGCAUUAUUGACGGUUUUAUAAAUGAUGUCAAACCUAUUGAACAAAUUAAUAACUCGAUUGAAUCGAUCGUCGCUUUUAAUAAGAAUGGAUUAAAAAUAGAUUUUAUUUUCGAAAGACCCGCCGAUAACUCGUCUCUAACUAUCAUAUCAUUGUUGGCCACCAAUUCCAGUCCCCAUCCAAUGGAUGACUUCCUAUUCCAAGCCGCUGUUCCUAAGGAAAUCCAAUUACAACUAAUGCCGCCCUCGAGUAAUAGAAUCGGCGAAAACAAUUCGGGUGCUGUUGUGCAAGAGAUCAGAGUAUUGAACCCAAAUAAGAAUCAGCUGAAGAUGAGACUCAGGCUCUCGUAUCAACACAACGGCAAUAACGUGACGGAAGAGUCGGGCGUACGUAACUUUCCGGUUACAACCUGGCAAUAGGAACGGCCAUUAAAUAGGUUCUGAUAACACAAUAACUUAUAACAUCCAUAAUCUGUGGGUACGAGUAAUCUGUGCCUCACUUUCAACAACAUUUUUACAUAAUAAUGAG